Molecule: messenger RNA, 4529 nt
Organism: Chilo suppressalis (striped riceborer)
Lineage: Eukaryota; Metazoa; Arthropoda; Insecta; Lepidoptera; Crambidae
Source: the annotation of a GenBank genome assembly
AAAAAGAAAAAUACGUGUCCAAUACUUUUUGAUAAUCUACCUGAUAAACGAAGAAAAAAAAAUAGUCAUCAUCCCUAUUGUCUGUAUCUACCCCUCUGGGAAUGGGGGAUGACCUUAUGUAUCGUAAUGUUAACAAAGCAGCUUUAUAGUUCCCAUCCAUUAAAUUGAUUAACAAAAUAUCGUAGGUUGGUAUUUAGAAACAGGUUAUUGUCAGUACUUACUCGUUAUUUCAGAUCACUAUCUGGUAGAUUUGGUUGUUGAUAAACAUAGAAAUAGCGUAACUUGUUAACUUAACACGGUUUGUAUUGUUCAAUUUUAAGAUUCUCUAUAAAGAACUUUAGGGCUUUUUAAUUUUGGAAUAAUUUCGAAAAAAGAGCCGAGCUUAGGUAGCGAUUAAUACAGAUAUACAUAUUAAUAUAUUGGUUAUACCACAAAUGAAAAAACUUCGAAAAAUCAUAAAAAGAAAACAUAAAUUAUAUUUUAUUUGAACAGGCAUUAUAUUAAAGAAUAACUGCUCAUAUUACAGCAACAAAAAGAACAGAUAACGUUGAAAAACCUCGCACGCCAUCAUAGAGCGAGCGGAGCGCUAUCAAAAAUCGCCCAGUCUUAUGGCAACUUUUUAUUUGACAUUUCAUACAAGUUUAUUCAAACAACGAUAGUAUCGCAGACGUUAUCUUUCAAUGCAACGUUACCGCGAGCCCGGCGUGAUAGCAUCUCCGGGCAGCCAUUGCUAGUUAAACCGACUGAUAAGGGAUCGAGCGGGCUUGUGUGCGUGCGUCCGUACGCGAGGGGGCGCGGUAGUGUGCCGGGGGGCGCUCGCCGCGCCAGCCAGUCACUCACUCAGCGCGGCAAAAGAAUGACGGGCCGAAUACACUCUGUGCAAGUUUAAAAAAAGAAAUGUCAAAACAACGCUGUGCAUAAUUUUGUGUGCGAGCAACAUCGGUUGCAUGAGACCGCGGUGUGAUGCUCUUGUGGCUGAGGUACCUGAAACAGCUGGAGCUGGCCUGCUCGCAACUGCCGGCAGGCGGCGCUGCCGUCGUCAAAACAAUGUGUGAAGACGAGGAAUGGGGAAACGAGAGCGAGGCGAUGCCCGGGGAACCACGCACGCCGAGUUCAGGAGGGGAGCGAGGAGCAUCGAGCAGGGGAGCUUCACCAGCCUCAGGGGGAUCGCCCGAAGCAUCUCCGCCGCGGUUGCGCCUCAACACCAGCUUGGCUACGGAUCCUGCGCUAGCGCCUUCAGCCGCACCUCUUAAACAUGAACCUCCAUCGCCGUCUCCUCCGCCUCCACCUGUACCGCAAACGAGAGAUUUCCUCGCGCUCUCCGCUACGUUUCCAGCACUUUUUCCGGCGGCCACAGCCCCCGGUUAUAUCUGUAAGCCUUGUGGCAUUCGCUAUUCUUCAUUGAGCACGCUACAAGCACACCAAGAACACUACUGUUCAAAUAGAAGACCAAAAACCGCAGAAGGAUCUGAUACACCUGCGGACCCUGGAGCAGAUGACUCCAGUAGCGACGCGAAAACGCCGCGACCACCAGGAAAACAAUAUGCGUGCACUUAUUGCUCUUAUAGUGCAGAUAAGAAAGUCAGUUUAAAUCGACACAUGCGUAUGCAUGCUUCGUCGCCUGUCAGCAGUGUGACGCCUACGCCUACGCCAACGUCCAAUGGUGAAGUGACUGAUGGCCAACCGCCACAGGAUCGUUACUGUGCCGACUGUGAUAUACGUUUCAGUUCUAUCAAAACAUACAGAGCUCAUAAAGCUCAUUACUGUAGCACAAGACAAGUUGUGAAACAAGCAUUGGCUGCGGUGAGAGCCAGUUCAGUCACAUCAGGAUCUGCUCCGCCUUCACCAGGCGCAACACCUCCGAAUCAAGCUCAGUAUGCUCUGGCUUUACCAACUAACCCCAUUCUGAUAGUUCCAUACUCGUUACUACGAAACGCAAGUACACUACCAGGAACAACUUUGCCCGAUCCUGACACACCCUGUUUUUUGUUACCAAAUGGCACAUUUCAGCCUCUCAGCCGCGCUUUACCAAAUAUAAACACAGAUGGCAAGGAAACGGAAGUCCUCAAAUCGGCUAACAGACCUCGAGAGCCAUCCAGAGACGCUGCCACACCACUAGAUUUGAGCGUACGUCGUUCACCAGAAUUUGUGACUACGGAUGACCACGAAAAGGAGAACAGAAUACGGUCUACGACUCCCGAACAGAUAGUUUGUGCGCCUUCAUUACCCGGUUCACCUGGUACGCCCUCACCCUCGCGAAGGUCGUCCUCUCCGAGUGCCUCCCCGCCGCCAAAAAGACAACGUCUGAAUUCUAGAGGUCUCACACCUAAGCCACCUAGCAUACCUUCACCGCCUGAGGAGAAAUUUACUCCGGUAGCACCUCCGCCGAUGAUCACGCCCGCGUUGGCUUUGCGUCUAGCGAGUGAAAUGCCCAUCGCGGCUUCACCUCAGGUUCUAGUAAAACAAGGAGUCUCGAAAUGUAAAGAAUGCAACAUCGUCUUCUGCAAGUUCGAGAACUACCGUAUCCACAAGAGGCAUUACUGUUCUUCCGGUGGCGGAGAAGAGAGAGCGAGUCCGGCGCCGCCCGAGCCGGGGCCCCCGCCGCAGUAUCGCCAGCUGAUUUGUUUAGCGUGUGGGAUACAUUUUAGUUCGUUGGAUAAUUUGACCACUCACCAGUCGUUUUAUUGUACGAAGAGGGAGACCCGCUCGCCUAGGACGGUGGCGGAGGUGGCGAGGCCUACUCCUGGUUCGGAGGGCGGGUGGAAGUGCCCGUGCUGCGAGGUGGUGUCGCCGACGGCGGCGGCGGCGCAGCGCCACAUGGAGGCGCACGCGGGCGUCAAGGCGUUCCGCUGCACGAUCUGCCGGUACCGAGGCAACACCCUCAGAGGGAUGCGCACACAUAUCAGAAUGCACUUCAAUAAUAAGAAGCCCGCAGACCUACAGGAAGAGAGCUACAUUGCGUGCGUGCUGGAAGAAGACAAUAGAGAGGUGACGUCUCCCAGUCCAGCCGUAGCGGGGGAAAAAGUUCACCGCUGCGGUAGCUGCGCCUACACCUCAACUUACCGAGGGAAUGUUGCCAGGCACGCCCGUCUGGUACACGCCACCGACGAGGUAGAAACAGAGGAGCAAACGUCCCCCAUCCCUGCCGUCGACAUCAAGAAAGAACCCGAGCCAGACGCAGAGGAAACCCCUAACUACUGCAAAUCCUGCGAUAUAUCAUUCAAAUACGGUAACACUUACAAAGCUCACAAGCAGUUUUACUGCACGGCCAAUAACCAAGAUGCAGCGGCUAAUAACAAUGUGCCCGCGCCUCCAGCUGUCAGAGUGACAGAUACUCCUGUGCUAUGAGUUGUGUGUGCUAGCUGCAAUUCCGCAUUUCAUGAUAAGUUUCAGUUGGUUAAUGUUUCAAAAAUUCAACGUGUUUUCUUUUCCGAAAUUCAAAAUCAUUUACUCAAUCUAGGCCGUUACACGGGGUAUAUACCGUAAUAUAUACCAGUAUACUGGCCAGUGCUAAUGACGUCAUGAAUCGACGCUUUACUGGUGAAUCGUUCCGAAAUAUACUGGCCAGUGCACUGACGUCAUAAAUCGACGAAAUAUUAAAAAUAGUGCGAAUAAAGAAGAUUUUUCAUUCACCUCAUCAAUUAAAAGGAAUUCUUUUUGUUAGGAUGCCAUUAUUGUUCUUUAAAUGUAAAAGAAAUAAAAUUCGAAUGCAUCUCACGUACGCUCGGUCAUACGUCAUAUUCGUUUUCCCGGUAAAAAUAUGGUAGCAUACCAGUACAAUAUAGCAUCAGUUUCGUGACGUCAUUACCACUGUCCAGUAUACUGAUGUAUAUUUCGGAAUACACCCAAGCUCUUGUGAACGUCAAUCUAUGCCAUUGGUUCGUAAAUUUCCAUUUAUAUUAACGUGUCAGGACAGGUGUUAAGCUUUACCAUAAUUAAUUAUGUGUGAUUAUAUUUUAAACUAGAGUCCAGUCAAGGUCAUUCCGACGCUUUUAAACCAUAUUUGAAGCACAAGAAUAAAUGUUAAACAUUUUUAAUAUUUCUGCUUGUUUGAAGAGGUAACACCUUUGAAAGAUGUUACAAUCUUUUUAAGGUGUUACCCCAAUAUCUAUAAUUUAUGGCAAGGCAGAAUACAUUCGGAACAUACGCUAAAAUUACGACGAUUGGGACCUGCCAGCCUAUUAGCUAACUUUUUCGACAUUUACAGCGGGUAAGUAAAGAGAAAAUUUCAUAUCCAUCGAUGCUUUUUUAAACAAGUAGCUUAGCACUGAAGUUAUAUUAAAGCAGUAGUGGAUCACUAAGCAAGCAGUAAGCGAAAAGGUCUCCUAUUUAGUUAAAACUUGGUAACAAAUCGGCUUAGAGGAUUAUAAAAUCAUUAAUGUUUUCAAAAUGUCUAUAUGAGACUUAUGAUUUGCGGAAUUUCAUCUUUUUGGAUACAUAGGUACUUAUAGGGAUCGAUUGAAUAAAUGAAUAAAGUCGAUUUCAAUGAGACGAUUCAAUGUGUUGUCCAAUGAACAUCCCUAUAGCAG